Messenger RNA from Pestalotiopsis fici W106-1, 1803 nucleotides. RefSeq lists its product as uncharacterized. The record is from RefSeq and is a predicted model, not a curated record. The transcript has 2 exons. NCBI's taxonomy places the organism in Eukaryota, Fungi, Ascomycota, Sordariomycetes, Amphisphaeriales, Sporocadaceae. The coding region runs from base 1 to 1803 and encodes 600 amino acids.
AUGUCGUCGGCACAAGAUCAGGAGGAGAGAACGGCUUUUCUGCGCGAAGAAUCGCCCACCCCUUCUGCCUCCUCCACGACCCUUGGCGACUAUCUAAGCGAUGUGGAAUCCCAAGAAAAGGGCACACUGUCCUCGAGGACACGAAAAUCUUCAUGGGGAGCAGUCGUCAAGACCAUCUUUACAAGACGGAACUUGCGUCGCUUUUCGAGACGAAACCCGCUUGUUUACACUCUAGUCCGAUACGCUAUUGUGGCCAUCGUUGCCGUCUUGGUAGCAACACCCAUACUUGCGCCUUCGUACACCAGGACCCCACGCCACUAUCGCGACCUCGUUUCGCGAUGUAGCGGCCCGGCUUCUGCCCAGCGCGGCUGCGCCAAUCCCUACAAUGAGAAGAUAUUUAUCAGCGUCAGCUUGUAUGACAAGAAUGGACAUUUAGCCGACGGACACUGGGGCCAGACGCUCUUGCAGCUCAUCAACCUCAUUGGAUCCGACAAUGUCUUUUUAAGCAUAUACGAGAACGACAGUGGCGAGGCUGGCGCAACUGCUCUCAAACACCUCGAGCAAAAGCUGACCUGCCGACACAAGAUUGUCAAUGAUGCUCAUGUGCCGAUUGAGGACUUCCCUACCAUCCGGAUGCCGGACGGAACUGAUCGCGUUAAGCGCAUCUCCUAUCUGUCCGAGAUGCGGAAUCGCGCCCUUAGGCCUCUCGACAUCUCUGAUGGCCCGGAGCUGGGCAUUGAACGAUUCGACAAGGUUUUGUUCCUAAAUGACGUGGUUUUCAAUCCCACCGACGCCGCGAACCUCUUGUUCAGCACCAAUGUAGGACCGGACGGCCGGUCGCAGUACCUCUCUGCCUGUGCGCUCGAUUUUAUUAAGCCGUUUAUCUUCUAUGAUUUGUACGCUCAGCGUGAUGCGGAGGGCUUCAGUGGAGGCCUGCCCAUCUUUCCAUUUUUCAGCAACGAGGGCAAUGGAAUAUCGCGCGCUGCCGUCCUUCACCAGAGCGAUGCCGUGCCUGUCAAAUCGUGCUGGGGAGGAAUGGUGGCGAUGCAGGCCAAAUAUGUUCAGAAUCUGGAGCCUGUGCUGCCGAGCUACGAUUUCCGGGAGAUUGGCAGCCACAUUAUUGACCCCAACUUCCCGACCAAUGUCACCAGCCCGGUGCGGUUCCGGAGCGAGCCCGAAGUCUUUUUCGAUGCUUGCGAGUGUUGUCUAUUCCUCGCCGACGUGACCCAAGCCGCCAAGAGCUUUGGCGAUGAGGACAUGGGAACUUUUGUCAACCCGUACGUACGAACAGCAUAUACGCAGGAUGUUUUCAGGUGGCUUCCUUGGGUCCGGCGAUGGGAGAGGCUCUUGACUAUUCCACAGUGGCUCCUCACGAGAUUUGCUGGACUGCCAACACACAAUCCUCAUCGCGCAGUCGAGCAAGGCGAGAGGUUUAUGGAGGAGAUAUGGGUUGGGCCUGGGCCGGGCCACGAGGAACAAGGCCACGAGCCCGGACAUUGGCAGAUGGUCGAGCGUACGGGCCGAAAUGGCAUGUUCUGCGGCGUCCGUGAGAUGCAGCUCGUGCUCCAAAAGGAGCGCAGCGAAGAUUGGGGCGAGGUGCAGCGGUCUGGCGAGGAAUGGUCCCUGCUUACGAGCUGGAGAAUGAGAGAACUGGCCGAGCUGGCGAGGCUCGCGGCCAAGAAUCCGGAAGCGAAGAUGGACAAGACCCCAAGCUACGACGACAGUAGCAUCGACAGCGGCUCACACGGGCCAAAGAAGCUCAACGGCAACAAAUGGCGCCCGGCCCACGCUGGUAGUCAUUAA